GGCUAUUAUAAUUGUUAUUUUUGUUGUAGGUAUUGUGGCAUUUUUAUGAGCAAAUAGUUGUCAAGUUGUGUUUUAAGUAUGUCAAAAUUUAAACGAAGAAUAAACUCUUCAACGUCUACAUUAUAGGCGCAUAAUCGACAACUUAACAUAUUUGGUAACAACCAGUACUUUGCAGUGAUGAUGCUGCAAGUGUCGUUAUGAACUACUACCAUCUUUCCGAACAGUUUCAUGGUGUUCAGCAACUAUCAGCAAUGAAAUUUAACACAGACUCGAUUCCCCACGAUGCAGUGCUCAUUACGAACACAGUAGAUGGGAAGAUCCAGUAUUUCCAGCACGGUGGCGGUGUGGUCUCGACGGCGGGGGCCAUCCAGGGCGUCCCGGUCGCGGUGCCCGCCUCCGGUGCGUCCGGCCACACCUUCAACCUGUCUCAGCACGGUCAGCAGCCGGUCGUCAUCAACGCUUCCCUGGGCUGGAACACCGUGAACCGCUUCAGCGACGAGGGGGGCAGGAGCGGGCCGGUGCUGAACAUCCCGUUUGCCGGGCAAGCGGGCACGGCCGUGCUGACGGUGCAGCCGGCCCACCCCUCCGCCAUGUGGCCCAUCAGGCUGGUGCAGAGCGCCCCGGCCGCAGCUGCCGUCGACUGCAAGGAUGCCGGAGAGUCGGAGCAGAAGCAGGAGCAAGAUGCGCCCAAGAACAACGGUGAAACCUUCAGCAGAUCUGUCUCCCAGUGCACUUCGGCCAGCGACGAGCCGGGGGAGAGUCAGCAGAAGUGCGUGGCGAGUUAUGUGGUUUCUCAGACCGAGUGCUACAAACCCCAGUCGAACGGACAGUUGACGGUCCCCAAAUGUUUUCCUUCUAGUUUUUCUGAAAACGUUCAUCAGGGUCUGAAAUACGUCAGCACUUCGUGCCAGACCGUGAAGUGGCAGACCAGUUUGGUCACGGAGCAGGCGCCGGCGGGGGAGACGGAAAACGCGGGCGCCACCUCCAACAAGAAGAAGAAAAACUACAAGAAGCGGUUGCGGCCGGGAGAGAUACGCAUGCUGACCGCGCUGGACGGCUCUCUGCUCUUCUGCUGCCCAGAGUGCAACGUGGCGUACCCUGAGCGGGAGCUGUUGAACCAGCACUCGAUGAGUCACAAACUGCAGCGUCGGUUCAGAUGCGGUAUCUGCGAUGCGGCUCUCAAAAGGAAGGAGCACCUGGACCAGCACAUGAAGGGCCACAAUGACGACCGGCCGUUCCAGUGCACGGUGUGCUCGAAGGGCUUCAAGAGGAACGAGCACCUGACCAGGCAUUACGUCAUUCACUCGGGCAUCAAGGACUUUGUUUGCGUCGAGUGCGGGAAGGCGUUUGCUCGCAAGGACCACCUCCACAAGCACACGCAGAUGCACAUAGCGAAGAAAGUGAAGGCGGAGCUGAAACAGGCGCGCUCCGAGAAAAAUACUGCACAGCCAGUCAUGAGACUUUAUGACAUUAAGCAGGAGAGUUUCGAACCUGCACAAUUUUUCCAGUCGGUAUGUUGAUGCGUUAACUUGUCACACUGGGACUGGAUGUGUUCAUGAUGAUACUUCCCUUUUUUCGUGUGCCAUACUCAAGUGUAUGUUAAAGGUAAAAAUAUCAUUAUGCCAUCAGUGAUGCUUUUAUACACAUUUUUGUUGCUGUUGUGUUCUUGAUUGUGUUGAUCAUCCCAAUGCAAUGCUAAAAGGUAUAAAAAUUUAAACUUUCACUCUGGAUAAACAAGUAAAUUAAACUAAAAUUUUCCAGGGACCAAUCUAUAGUUGUGAUACUUAUUGUAAGGUGUAUGAGGUUAAUACUUAGUUUAUUCCUCCCUUUAAAAAUUUUUGCUUAAUGAAGUUGUAUUUUAUCUUCUUCAACCAUUCAUAUGAUUUACACAUAAGCAGAUCACACCAAGGAGAUGGACCAAUGAUAGCGCAAUUGCAUUGUGUGUGAGCCUUGCGUAUUGCAUGCUCGAAAAAAAAAACUGCCCACACAUAAUGUGUUAAUGUGUUAAUGUAACAACUACAUUAACAUAAUGUAGCUUUGAAAACCUAGAUGGUUGUGCUAUAUCAGUGAAUAGUUAAGAAAGUUUAAAAGAAAAUAGAAAUAUGUUUUACUGAAAUUGAAAGUAAAGUUUUAUCACAUCAAAUAUAAUAGAUUAUAUUCUACAUAGACGCAGGUUUUAACCCUGGUCUAUUUUGAUUUCAGUUUUCAAUGUUUUGUGGAACUCAUUCCAGGACAUUGCGGAAAUGUUUUCUUAAUAUAGGCCAUAGCCACAGUGCCUGGAAUGGGAGUUAGCCCAAAUUAUUCCACAAAAUAGAAAUUUGUACUAUGUGGUGGUUUUCCUACAAUGCAUUCUUUCAUUGGGAGAUAUUUAUUUGCUUAAUUUCUUCUGCAGUUCACUGAAUCCAACCAUUAAAAUUAAUAUUUUCCAAACACAUUGAGCUAUAUUUAGAUCUUUAUUUAUGGAGUCCAUACCAUCUUAAGAGUGAGAAAGAAAGGAAGUGAUGUAAUAUUCAACUUUUUAAAAUAUUUUAUUUUAUUUGCUUACUCACAGUGCCACACACAUUAUAAAUUUCCAUACCUUUUAAUGCUGCAUGUGGUGUUGAGUUUUACAAUUAUUUUAAACUGAUAAUGUUGUGGUUAUACGUUAUAAAUAUUUACUUGUGUAGUUUUAUACUCAUAUUUAUUUUCCACUUUGGAUGGUGACCAUAAAAUGUCCGAAUGAAUAAUUGUUUUGGAUAUAUAUUAGUCACAGAUCAUCUCAUUAAUUAUUUGAAACAAUAUUAGUAACUUACCUUAAUGUGCAGGAUCAUGGGAUGCUGUAUGAAUUUUUUUUUUGUAAGUGUACAAAGUAUUUAUUAUUGAUGUGCGUAAGACAAAAUUGUGGAGCUGGCUCACAGCAACUAAUUAAUAAAAUAGCUGUGAUUUAAAUGAUAUUUUUCAUCCUAGGAUUAGUGAUAGAGGUAAUGAAAGAAUUCUCAAAUAAUAGUGUAAGACUUGAGUUUUUUUUUUUUUUAAGUCUGAAAGUACGCAUUAAAAUCACAUUUUCAAUCAUAUUUUAUACUGUAAAAAUUAGCAUAUAACUUUAUUUUGCCCUGCUCUUGCCAGUGGUUUGUAACAUAAGCCAGAAAGGUUACUUAAUCAUAUUCAUCAAAACAUCAAUUUUAAGUAUGUAAUUGCAUGUAAAGUGUACUUCAUCAGUAAUGAUAAUAAAAGUACAAUUGAUCAUUAA
Bacillus rossius redtenbacheri is the source of this 3229-nucleotide messenger RNA. Its product is annotated as zinc finger protein 300-like. The record is from RefSeq and is a predicted model, not a curated record. The transcript has 2 exons. NCBI's taxonomy places the organism in Eukaryota, Metazoa, Arthropoda, Insecta, Phasmatodea, Bacillidae. Gene Ontology annotation, molecular function: DNA-binding transcription factor activity, RNA polymerase II-specific. Gene Ontology annotation, biological process: regulation of transcription by RNA polymerase II. Gene Ontology annotation, cellular component: nucleus. The coding region runs from base 198 to 1520 and encodes 440 amino acids.